Messenger RNA from Trichoderma atroviride IMI 206040, 1476 nucleotides. Lineage: Eukaryota; Fungi; Ascomycota; Sordariomycetes; Hypocreales; Hypocreaceae. The record is from RefSeq and is a predicted model, not a curated record.
AUGAGUGCUCGAGCUCCGGUAGAGAUACCGGGCUAUUAUUAUGAUUCAGAGAAGAAGAAAUAUUUCAAGAUUGAAAAAUCCCAGACUGCGCCCUCUUCCGCCCAGUGGUCGUCUCAGUCUGUCAAGCGGCGCAAGGUUGAAUCCCAAGUGGCUCAAGAAGCAUCCAACAGGGCGCAGCUGGUCAAGAAUCAUAUCAAGCGCAGUGUCUUGAGAAACGACAUUGUCAACUCGGGGCUGUUUGCCCGUGAGACGGGCCACCAGAGGGCCGCUGAGUCUGGACGGGGGCGGGUUGAGGAUGAAGAUGUCGCGGCGGCAAUGUGGGCUCGGGAGCUGACGGACAAGGGCCAGACUGCUUUUACGCCCAGCAUGACUUGGAAUACGUAUCCUCAUAUUCCGUCAUUCUAUGUGAGCGGACAGGAGUGCGGUAUUGAUUCAGCUGUGGUAUAUGCCACUCUUGAUGAGCAGACGUUGAUGGGGAAAUACUUGGACACUGAUGAAAAUGAAAACCUGGUAAAUAUACCAGCUAGUCAGCGGGAUCCAUCGAGGCUGCACCUAGAGAUGGUUCACUGCCCACAGAUGUCUUCCAUCAAAUACCACCAACCAUCCCGCAAGCUUCUCUUCACCUCACGGGAACCCGGCCACGGACUUGCGUUGAUUACAUUCUCUCCUACGGUUGAUAUUGACCACAAGGGUAAACGACACUGGCUUCUUGCCAAUACUGAUAGCUAUUGUAAACUUCUAUUCCAGGCUGCCAGAAAUCCGCAAUGGUAUGUGCAUCAGAGCACACCUGCACCAGCAUCUUCCAACCUCCUCUGCGUUGUGGGCACCAGCAACGGCAUUCUGCGCGUUCGUUCCGAUGAAAGCAUUGGUUGGCUCACUACCAAUGACGUUCCGCCCAGCAUCGACCCGACGACAAAGGAGAUUUUCUCCCAAGACUUUCAAAUCGGCAAUCACAACGUGCUGUUUGCAGGCGGCCGACAGCCUCAGCUCUGGAUUUCGGACCUCAGAGCACCGGCGGCCGGAUGGGGCCACAUUAAGCACAGCUCGUCCAUUGCCCACGUCCGCAGCAUCAACCCAUACCAAGUGAUUGUUGCAGGCCUGCAGAACCAAAUGUCAAUCUAUGACACGCGCUUCUUCCAAUCCGAUAAGACUAAUCCUCAUGGCCGGACCAUUUCCUCUCCACUACUUGACUUUCCUGACUAUCGCAACGAAGCGAGGUAUCAUAUUGGCUGGGAUGUCUCUUCGGAGCUCAACCUCGUGGCUUCGGCACAAGAUGACGGCACAGUCAAGCUCUUCUCCCUCAAAUCGGGCCGUAUUCUGCGUUCUGGAAGCGCUUUGGAGAAGCUUCGGGCCGAGAACCCCGUAAAGGCAAUGAUGUUUCAGACGCUGCCUGGGGAGAAGAUGCCGAGCUUGUAUGUGGCUAGGGGGCCUCUGAAGAAGUUUGGAUGCGCGCCAAUUGGCGCCUUUGAUGAGUAA